Molecule: messenger RNA, 5462 nt
Organism: Salvelinus sp. IW2-2015
Lineage: Eukaryota; Metazoa; Chordata; Actinopteri; Salmoniformes; Salmonidae
Source: RefSeq, a predicted model, not a curated record
UAAACCACAUUGGGAGCGGACAGUUUGAAGACGUGCGACCAGAGACACAGUUUGAGGAAUACUCGGAUUAAUGUCAUUUAUUUUUCGUCUGUCUAUGAGCAAGACCACGACCAAGUAAAUUAUAUUUGGCGGAUUUAAACAAGCACUUUUUACUAGGGAGAACUCGAGAACGACCUUCAUUCAUGUUGAGGUGAAGAGACUUGUCAGCACACUUGUUGAUUGUUAAAUAUUUGUUUGUAUUAUUUAGCCAAUAGUGUAAUAGCCUAUAGUUGAAUUGAACAGAAAAAAAUCGAAUGUAUAAACCAAAUAUGUAGACACUUUAUCUGUAGCCUAUACUUAUUUUUGUCUCAUUUGGAUUUUUGUAGUUUUUUGCCCGUUUUUAUUUUUCGAAAUAAUCCACAUUCCCUGCAACCUACGAUGUUCCCUUGUCCGGUUUAUGUUUUUGAAUAGCCUUCAUUCGGAUUUGCACUAUCCACUAGUUGGGGCACAAGACCCCACCUGUUGCAUUUCGAGGCAAAACUCAAAACAGAAAUGUCACAGCUAGAGGUCGACGUGGCCGGACUGAGUUUCUCCAAAUUACCUGCUGGGUUCGACGCCAACUCCUGCUUCCCUGGCCGAAUACCACCAAGGCGAAGGAGACACUCGGCAAACUCCAGGAGAAACUCGUACAGGUUGAGCAAAAUAAAUACCUUGGAUUUGGAGCCUGAAGUUUACGAUGAUGCCCCUCUCUCCAAAAGUCACUCCUGGUCUGCUGAUGAUAUUUUAGCAGAAACAGCGGCAGAGGAGAAAAAAGUGGACUCAUCAGUACCAGCCUCACCUGUCUCAAGCCCGGGAACGAGCACGUGCUCACCUCCUGGUACCCAAGCAUCAGACCCCAAACCACCUCUUGAUACCUGGGACGCGCCACAGCCCAGCUCGCAAGUACAGGGCACAAGUUCAGAUUCCGAGGAAGAAAUCAUUGACAAAAAGGUCAUUUUAUCUCGAGCUCCAUUUGAAAGACAACGGGAGCAAGAGGAAAAGGAUGAAAUUGAAACCAAAGCCGUGGCGACGUCACCUGAUGGAAGGUUCCUCAAAUUCAACAUUGAAAUUGGGAGAGGGUCGUUUAAGACGGUGUACAAAGGCCUGGAUACGGAGACAACAGUAGAAGUGGCAUGGUGUGAGCUACAGACGCGGAGGCUGACGAAGGUGGAGCGYCAGCGUUUCAGUGAGGAGGUGGAGAUGCUGAAGGGGCUGCAGCACCCCAAUAUCGUCCGCUUCUACGACUCCUGGAAGGACAACUGCAAGGGCCACAAGUGCAUCCUUCUGGUCACCGAGCUCAUGACRUCAGGCACCCUCAAGACGUACCUGAAGAGAUUCAAGGAGAUGAAGCUGAAGCUGCUGCAGCGCUGGAGCCACCAGAUCCUGAAGGGCCUCCACUUCCUCCACACCCGCACCCCGCCCAUCAUCCACAGGGACCUCAAGUGUGACAACAUCUUCAUCACCGGCCCCACAGGCUCCGUCAAGAUCGGCGAUCUGGGCCUGGCCACACUAAAGAGUGCCUCGUUCGCCAAGAGUGUCAUUGGUGAGUCUCCCAACUACCCACAGCCACAGCACUUCAUGACGUCGGUGACAUAUCUAACAGUUCAUCUUUUCCCCUCUCCUUCUUUCUCCUCACAGGGAAUUAAGCCGGACAGCUUCUUCAAAGUAAAAGUCCCUGAGUUGAAAGAGAUCAUAGAGGGAUGCAUCCGCAUAAAUACAGACCAGAGGUACACCAUCCAAGACCUGCUGGAACACACCUUCUUCAAGGAGAACAAUGGCGUCCAUGUUGAGCUGGCGGAGGAGGACGACACGGUGAAGUCUGGCCUGAAGCUGUGGCUGCGUAUGGACGACACCAAGAAGCUGCAUGGGAAGUACAAGGACAACAACGCCAUUGAGUUCCUGUUUGAACUCUACAAGGACGUACCCGAGGAGGUGGCUCAGGAGAUGGUGGUGCUGGGCUUCGUCUGUGAGGCAGACUACAAGCUGGUGGCCAAAGCCAUCCGGGACCGCGCCACCGCCAUCAAGCGGCAGCGGGAGAAGCAGCGCCGGAUGGCCGAGGAGGCCUUGCGCCAACAACAGGAAACUGUCAUUGAGGAAGAACCAGAGUUGGCUCCCGAGCCAGAACCGCCCACCCCCAAACCUCAAAUAGCCCUUCCCAUUAAACCGCCCAACCCCGCCCCUGUCUCGGCACCCCCUGCCCAGACCCCGCCCACUCCGACGGUGUCGGGGCCGGUGAUGUCCAUGGCUAACGGCUCGGGGGAUUCGGGGAUAAACGCCAGCUUCACAGCAGAGACGGAGGAGCAGGAGGCAGACCAGCGGCUGCACUACAACAUCAGAGACGCCAGCUACUCCUCUGCCACGUCCGACUGCGAGAUGGAUGGCUACCUGAGCUCCUCUGGCUUCCAGGAUCCCGGGGAUCCCCAUCUCCAGCCUCCUGUUAACUCCGCCCCUUCCUCCAUCACUCCUGUUUUGUUGCCCCUGGAGAUCCCUCGCAUCGAGGCCCUGGCCAUCAAGGCUCCUCCCCCUGACGCUCCACCAAUCCCGGCUCUCCGCUUCCCCUCGAGUAUCGCUGUAUCCAACACUACCAUGCCCCAGUCAGGAAAUGCCAGUGGUUUCUCUUCUCCUAUCGACAGCUAUGCCUCUGAUGUGACAUCAGGCUUGAGUGAUGGCAAUGAGGGUCUAUCAGAAAAGAGUGCCAACAAACGUACCGGUACCAAGCUCUUCAGGAGGAGAGCCCGCUCACGCUUACGAAUCACUGGGUUGUCUGACAAAGUGGACCGUGUGGUGGAGUGUCAGCUCCAGACUCACAACAGUAAGAUGGUGACCUUUAAGUUUGACCUGGACGGAGACAACCCGGAGGAUAUUGCUGCUGUCAUGGUCCACAAUGAGUUCAUCCUUCCCUCUGAGCAGGAGGGCUUCAUCUACCGCAUGCGUGACAUCAUCAAGCGUGCAGAGGCCCUGAUGAGAAGGGGUGAGCCCCUGAGUCUGGGGGACGCUGCCCAGCAGCUCUACCCCUACCUCAGCGAAGUGGGCACCCUGUCUGCCUCGCAGCCAAACUUACACGCRCAUGGACUGGAACGGACACAUUCCUCUUCAUCUUUGCCCGACUUUGCUGAGGGCAGCGUUGCUCAGCUCCGAUGCUCGUCUCCUGUGGCGCCUGUUGGAGACUUCUACAUCGACCCAAAGGCGGUCCCUUCUGUUCGCCCCCUCCGCUCUCAGUCCUUCCAGACCACGUCAAGUUCUUCCCAGACCUUCCACCCGCCUGCUUCCCAUUACCCCCAGUAUUCCCACCCCGAGGCCGUGCCCCCCAUGAUGCCCCUCAAUCAGCUGCCUCCCCUGCCCCAGCAGUACCCCAAGCCCCCCUAUGUCCCCAACACCCACUUUCCUUUCCCUUACCCUGUCACCCAGACCUCCUCAAAGCCCGCCAGCACCCCCCUCACCCCCGAGACCCUCCACCGGGUCCUAAGCAACUCCAACCUCUCCUCCUCUUCCCCAUCCCCUUCCUCCUCCCCGGCCAAGCCGGCCACCCCAGGGCAGCAGCAGGGGGGUGAAACAUUACCUCUGAAGGGUGAGGUAGUGGGCAGUACCCCCCAGCCYACCCCUYCAGCYCAACAGCAGCAGAACCCAGGCAUGUGGCCCCCCAACAGCCACAACCAGCCCCUCUUUUCCCUGGCCAACGUGUUGUCCCUGGCCAUGAGCGUSGCCCAGUCCUUCAUGCCCCCCACCUCCAUGCCCAGCGGUCUGAACCCAGCCCAGUCUGGCYCCUACCACCCMUCCAUGUUUGGCCCUCCCCAGCUGAUGCCAGGGGAGGRCCCCUACCAACCCCAGGGCMAGAUAACAGCRGGCCAGUAUCUGGACAUGUGCCAGCAGUAUGCAGACACCCAGGCUCUGCACCAACAGRGCCUGUUGAAAGCCAACGUAGCCCCAGGGUYACCCCAGCCUGGCGGRCUAGUGGAUGGGACUGCUUUCAGGCAAGCUGGCUCCAGCCUCUCUCCUCCAGGAUCCAGGGCGAGUCCMCAGAUGUAUUGCCASCUGGGGCCCAGGGUGGGGUUCCAGGAGCARACAGACAGCUCAGCCUCCACCUCUAUCACCAGCUCCCCCUCCUCCUCYKCUCCAGMCAGCCCACAGAGCACCGUGUCUUCACCCAAGCUAAGAACCUCUUCACCCCUGGUGGUGUCAGAGUCGGGAGCAAACGCUGCCAAAAACAGACUGUCACCUAUCUCUGAGGAGAAAAAGCCUACAGUUACCGUCGGCCGUUUCCAGGUCACACCCAGCAGAGAGAUCCCUGCAGCCUCCGCUAGCCCCGCCCAGGAUCCUCCCCAAACCCACCCACAACACCAAACCCCGCCCACAGUCACCGUUAGCACCAGCCCUUCCUCCCGGGACAGUGAAUCUGAUACCAGCACCGAGGAGCAGGGGGGCGAAUCAGAAAGCAGCAUUAGCACUGUAACCGUGUCCCCUCCCCAGCGAUCCCCCGGCGGGCCCCUGUGUAACAUAGACAUCGCCCACUCCUUGUCUGGAGGCCCUAAGCAGACAGAGCAGGAGGACCAGCAGGAGAGUGAGGAGGAGCCCGACAAAGAGCCCGACAAAGAGCCCGACAAGGAGCAAAAGGAGGGAGAGGAGGAUGAGGAGGAGGAGCUGAGRAGAAGGGGGGGCCGGAGGCUGAGCCUGAGCCUGUGGGAGGGUACAGCGGGGAGCCCCCAGUUUAGCGGGAGCAAUCUGAACCAGCCCUGGAUGAGCUACACACGCAGCGCCUCGUAUGUCAGCAGUGACGAGACAGAGAGCGAGAACGAGGAUAUGUGCGAGGAGCUACAGGAACUCAGGGACAGGCACCUGUCAGAGGUGCAGGCCCUCCAGCUCACUCAGAAGAGGGAGAUUGAGGCRCUGUAUGAGCGGAUGGGAAAGGUGCCUCCCCUUGGCAUCAUGUCCCCCGCCGCCAUGCUCAACAACCGCCAGAGGCGYCUCUCCAAGAGCGGCAACUAYCCCGGSUYGCGUAGGAACAGCCUGCAGAGACUGGAUAUACUGCCCCCUGCAGUGAGACGCGUCUCCCUGUGUGAUCCGGAGGAUUGGGGGUUGGGGCAGGUGAUACUGUGGCCAGCCGCCUCCCCUCCCAACCACCAACCAGGAAGAGAGGGAGCCCAAUGAUGACCAAUAAGUUGCCCAGCCCAGUGCUGAACAGAUAGCUCCCAGCCUGAGCCUUGGGAUGGGGAAACCGGAUGGCCAGAAGACAUGGGCCUUUUCUCAAUUGGAUUUGCUCAACUCCUGCGUCCUCUUUCCUCUGUCCUCUCUCGCCUCCUUUUGAAAAAGGUAAUUGAGGAGAGGUAGCAAAGAGAGUGAACGAGGACGAAAAUGGGCUUGUAAGAAAUUAGACUUUUUCUCCACUCAGGCAAAUGACGUUUACAGGGAUGGAUCCCAAAAUAAAUUUGUUGAGUGAUAAAAACAAA